Abrus precatorius (Indian licorice) is the source of this 1131-nucleotide messenger RNA. Its product is annotated as 3-oxoacyl-[acyl-carrier-protein] synthase 3 A, chloroplastic-like. The transcript is spliced from 7 exons. NCBI's taxonomy places the organism in Eukaryota, Viridiplantae, Streptophyta, Magnoliopsida, Fabales, Fabaceae. The record is from RefSeq and is a predicted model, not a curated record. The coding region runs from base 1 to 1131 and encodes 376 amino acids. Gene Ontology annotation, cellular component: chloroplast. Gene Ontology annotation, biological process: fatty acid biosynthetic process. Gene Ontology annotation, molecular function: 3-oxoacyl-[acyl-carrier-protein] synthase activity.
AUGGCAAAUGCAGCAUCGUCAUCAUUACUGUUGCUUUCUGCUACUUCAUUUGCUCCUCUUCCUCGCAAUGCCAAACUCAGUGUUUGCUCUAGUGUUUGUAGGCCUGUCACUAGCAGUAGUAAAGGGUGUAAAUUCGUUGGAUGUGGAUCUGCUGUGCCCACUCUUGAGAUUUCUAACGAUGAUCUUGCAAAAAUAGUUGAUACUUCUCAUGAAUGGAUAUCACUUCGCACUGGGAUUCACAAACGCCGAAUCCUCUCAGGUGGAGAAAACUUGGCAACUUUAGCAGUAGAGGCAGCAGGAAAAGCUCUGGAGAUGGCAAAGGUGGAUCCUGAUGAUGUAGACCUAAUCUUGAUGUGCUCAUCUACUCCGGAUGAUCUUUUUGGCACUGCUCCUCAGAUUUCAAAACAACUUGGCUGCAAAAGAUAUCCAUUGGCUUAUGACAUUACAGCUGCUUGUAGUGGAUUUGUGUUGGGUUUAAUAUCAGCUGCUUGUCACAUUAGGGGGGCUGGAUUUCAUAAUGUUCUGGUAAUUGGGGCUGAUGCUGUUUCACGAUAUGUGGAUUGGACAGACAGAGGGACCUGUAUACUUUUUGGGGAUGCUGCUGGUGCUGUACUAGUACAGGCCUGCAACAAUGAAGAAGAUGGUUUAUUUGGUUUUGAUUUGCAUAGUGAUGGUAAUGGUCAAAGGCAUUUAAACGCUGCAAUUAAGGAAAACAAGGUUAUUAGUGCAGUGGAUUCAAAUGGUUCUGUCGUAGACUUUCCUCCUAGGCAGUCUUCAUAUUCAUGCCUUCAAAUGAAUGGCAAAGAAGUUUUUCGCUUUGCUGUACGAAGCGUGCCACCAUCAAUUGAGUCGGCCCUUGAAAAGGCUGGUCUAUCUAUGUCAAGCAUUGAUUGGUUACUUCUCCAUCAGGCAAACCAGAGGAUUAUUGAUGCAGUUGCCACUCGGUUGGAAGUUCCCUCAGAAAGGGUAAUAUCAAAUUUGGCUAAUUACGGUAACACAAGUGCUGCUUCUAUUCCCAUGGCUUUAGAUGAAGCUGUUCGAAGUGGGAAAGUUAAGGCAGGUCAAACUAUUGCAGCUUCGGGCUUUGGUGCUGGUCUUACUUGGGGAUCCGCAAUUUUUCGAUGGGGCUGA